Messenger RNA from Drechmeria coniospora, 1644 nucleotides. RefSeq lists its product as uncharacterized. Lineage: Eukaryota; Fungi; Ascomycota; Sordariomycetes; Hypocreales; Ophiocordycipitaceae. The record is from RefSeq and is a predicted model, not a curated record. Gene Ontology annotation, molecular function: oxidoreductase activity. The transcript has 4 exons. The coding region runs from base 1 to 1644 and encodes 547 amino acids.
AUGGAUGCCUUCCCCAUGUGCUUCACCAGCCCUUCCCAUCGCAGCUCGUCCAAGAUCUAUCAGGACUUGAUUUCCGCUCACCUCCUCGCUUGCCCUGCCCCUACCUGCAGCCAUCCGUCGCACGACAUGGCCAACGCGGACGCCCUUGAUCAGGUACAGUCCCCCUUGUCGCCGGCGCCCAAUCAUGUCAUCAUCCUCUGCAUCAUCGGCGCCGGCUUCGCAGGACUACGCUGCGCCGACAUUCUCCUCGAGCACGGCUUCAUCGUCACCAUUAUCGAAGGCCGAGAUCGCAUCGGCGGCCGUGUGUGCCAGCAGAGGCUGAAGAACGGCCAUCUGGUAGACGGUGGGCCAAACUGGAUCCAUGGGACCACGGACAAUCCGAUCCUUGACCUCGCCAGGGAAACAAAUACGCCCGUGGGAAGCUGGGAUGCGAGGGCAUGCAUCUUCGACGAGUCUGGCAACCUCUUCCAGCCCGACGAGGGAGAGAAGCUCGCCGGUGUCAUGUGGGGAAUUAUCCUGGACGCAUUCAAGCACUCCAACACACUCAGCGCCGAUAUUCGCCCCGACGAGACGCUGUCGGACUUUUUCCAGAAGCGAGUGGUCGACGUCAUCCCCGACACAGAGCCCGACUUUCUCCGGAGGCGGAAGAUUAUUCUCCAGAUGUCGGAGCUGUGGGGUGCUUUUGUUGGGAGCCCGGUGUCGCGGCAGAGCCUCAAGUACUUUUGGCUGGAAGAAUGCAUCGAAGGAGAGAAUCUCUUCUGCCCGGGAACCUACAAGAGUAUACUCGAUGCUGUCGCCAGGCCAGCGCUUUCCAAGGCGGAAAUCAGGUACAAUUCCAAGGCGAAAAGGAUACAAUACGGACAGGAGGGCAAGCGCAAAGUCGGUGUUGCACUCGAGAGCGGUCAGGUAUUGUCGUUUGAUGAGAUCGUCGUGACCUGUCCGCUAGGCUGGUUGAAGCGAAACCUCUCCGCCUUUCAACCCCCUCUGCCGGCACGUCUCGCCAAAGCCAUCGACGCCAUCGGCUACGGCUGCCUUGAAAAGGUCUACAUCAGCUUUCUCAAACCAUUUUGGCUGUCGGGUGACGGAGCCGGAGCCGACGACCGCAAGGUCCAGGGGUUUGCCCAGUGGCUGUCUCCCAACUACGCCUCGGACUCGAACCCUGACAGAUGGAGUCUGGAGGCCGUCGAAAUGGCCAGCCUCGAUGCUAAAACCUCGCAUCCGACCAUCCUCUUCUACCUCUUUGGCGAACAGUCAAAGCACCUGACCUCCAAGGCGCGCGAGAUGCAAGACCCCGUCAAGAGGGAACGGUUUCUCCUUGAUUUCUUUAAGCCCUACUACUCCCGACUUCCACACUAUUCGGAGACUUCUGCUGACUGUCGCCCCAACGGCUGCACCACCACCGACUGGCUCCACGACGAACUGGCCGGCUACGGGUCCUACAGCAACUUUCAAGCCGGUCUAUUAGAAGGCGACGAGGAUAUCAAAGUCAUGCGUGAGGGUAUCCCCGAUCAAGGUUUUUGGCUGGCAGGAGAGCACACGGCUCCAUUCGUGGCGCUCGGCACGGCCACUGGCGCAUAUUGGAGCGGCGAGUCCAUCGGUCGCAGCAUAGCGAAGGCGUACGGCCGAGAAACGCAAAAGAUAUGA